UGCUUGAGUUGAGGGGGGACGGCGGGCGCUCUUAUUUGACGUAAUUUCCUGUGAAUCUCUCGCAAAGGCGGGCUUGGCGGAACCUCCGCGGCUCAAUAUUUUGGGUUUUGUCAGGUGAAUCCGGCGUCAAUCGGAGCCAUCAGAACCGCAAACAUGACGGUGGGCAAGAGUAGCAAGAUGCUGCAGCACAUCGACUUCCGCAUGAGGUGCAUCCUGCAGGACGGCCGAAUCUUCAUCGGGACCUUCAAAGCCUUCGACAAACACAUGAACCUUAUCCUGUGCGACUGCGACGAGUUUCGCAAGAUCAAGCCCAAGAACACCAAGCAGCCCGAACGAGAGGAGAAGAGAGUCCUGGGUUUGGUCCUGCUUAGAGGGGAGAACCUGGUCUCCAUGACAGUAGAGGGCCCGCCGCCUAAAGAUACGGGCAUCGCUCGCGUCCCUCUGGCGGGUGUGGCUGGAGGUCCUGGUGUGGGUCGGGCGGCAGGCCGCGGUGUCCCGGCCGGCGCUCCCAUGCCCCAGGCCCCUGCUGGCCUGGCGGGUCCCGUCCGGGGAGUGGGCGGUCCUUCACAACAGGUGAUGACACCACAGGGUCGGGGCACAGUGGCCGCUGCCGCCGCGGGGGCCAGCAUCGCUGGGGCUCCCACGCAAUACCCACCAGGACGAGGUGCCCCGCCGCCCAUGGGAAGAGGGGCUCCACCUCCGGGCAUGAUGGGCCCGCCCCCAGGCAUGCGCCCACCAAUGGGUCCACCAAUGGGCAUGCCCCCGGGCAGAGGCGCUCCCAUGGGCAUGCCCCCUCCUGGCAUGCGGCCGCCACCGCCUGGCAUGAGAGGACCGCCACCUCCCGGCCUGAGACCGCCCCCUCGUCCUUGAAGGGCACGCACUGUAUAAAUGUUCUUUUCCUACUUUUUUUGUUUCUUAAGGAGAUUUUUUAAGUGGAUGUUUGCUUCAUGGUGUGCUGAUUGUUACGAUGGUAACCAGUUCAAUAAAGAUGUUUGAUAAAA
Corythoichthys intestinalis (scribbled pipefish) is the source of this 1001-nucleotide messenger RNA. It is a transcript of the gene snrpb, whose product is annotated as small nuclear ribonucleoprotein polypeptides B and B1. Lineage: Eukaryota; Metazoa; Chordata; Actinopteri; Syngnathiformes; Syngnathidae. Gene Ontology annotation, cellular component: cytoplasm; U4/U6 x U5 tri-snRNP complex; catalytic step 2 spliceosome. The record is from RefSeq and is a predicted model, not a curated record. The coding region runs from base 154 to 870 and encodes 238 amino acids. Gene Ontology annotation, biological process: mRNA splicing, via spliceosome. Gene Ontology annotation, molecular function: RNA binding. The transcript has 6 exons.